Ramularia collo-cygni is the source of this 1917-nucleotide messenger RNA. RefSeq lists its product as uncharacterized. Gene Ontology annotation, molecular function: adenosine deaminase activity. The record is from RefSeq and is a predicted model, not a curated record. The coding region runs from base 1 to 1917 and encodes 638 amino acids. Gene Ontology annotation, biological process: adenosine catabolic process; inosine biosynthetic process. The transcript has 3 exons. NCBI's taxonomy places the organism in Eukaryota, Fungi, Ascomycota, Dothideomycetes, Mycosphaerellales, Mycosphaerellaceae.
AUGUGUAUUGGCUUGGUAAAGGACAAGCUUGCCCAUUGGAAGCUCCAUACGCGGACCACAAUUGAUGGCACGGACGUCGAUCACAAAAUGGAGAACGUCGUGGACCCGGUACAAAAUGCGAAAGCAACUUUUGCCCGGCAUGUCGAGCAAUCGAAAGCGUCCAAGACUUACGCGAAAAACCGCGAUCAGCUCCUGACAAAUGAGCUUAAAGCAGCUUGGGAUUGGAAAGCGAGGUCGAGCGCCUCUUCCAAAGAGACUGAAGCAGGUCACAUCCUCAUCAAAAUCAGAGAGCACGAACGUAAUGAUGAAUCGCUGUACGGCAACAUCGCAGGCGAGGCCGUACCCAAAUCCAACACCCGCGACAUGGGCGGCCGCUUCUUGGUCAAUCGAGAGCGGAUCGAGAAGAGCAGACUCUUUCAGAUUGCAAAAGAGAUGCCCAAAGGUGCUCAUCUGCACCUUCACUUCAACACGGCCCUACCACCAGGACAGCUUUUGAUGUACGCCCGCAACGCGAAUGUGCAGCAGACCAUGUUCAUCCGAAGUAACCGCCCGCUGUUGCAGCCUUCAGACUUUAGCCAUGUCGAGACUGAGAUAGUACUGAGUGUCCUGCCGCAUGACUGGCGGACUGAGCGAGGGAACAUCUUCUCCCAACAUUACGAACCAGACUGGGCCUCCCGGCAACCUCGAAGCGAUUGCUGGAUGAACUUUGUUGACUUUCGAAAUCACUUCCCUCAAGACCUUCAACUUCAAGAUGCAGAUCCCGAGGACCGCAUCCGCGAGGAGGGUCUUGGGCUAGACCUUGCCGAACGUUGGGUAUGCGAGAAGAUGAUUGUCACAAUAAGUCAAGCAUAUGGUGAUCGCAAAACCACCAAUGCAGUAUGGGCGUGUUUCAACCAGGGCACUCGAGCGCUGAAGGGGCUCACCAACUACGAAAGUGCAUAUCGAUCCUAUGUCGGAGAUGCCAUCGACAGCAUGAUUUCUGACAAGGUAAUGUACGCAGAAUUGCGAGACAUGCUCUUCAAGAAGACUAUCACGUCCGACGAUGGAAAGACCCAACUUGAUCACUUCCAACAGAUGCACAUCGUCUGUGAAGAAAUCUCCAGGAAACGGGAACAGCUUCCAAACUACGACGUUUUCCCCUUUGGGCUCAAAAUCAUCUACAGCGCUCCCCGUAGCAUCUCCCGAGACCUCAUGCAACAAGAACUCCAGAACUGUCUCAGGCUCAAGCUAGCCUUCCCGAAUCUAAUCUGCGGCUUCGACCUCGUCGGUGCUGAGGAUCGGAAGUUCCACAUUGGGCAUUACUCCGACCUUCUCCUGGCUUUCAGCUCAACCUGUCAGGAUCUCAACAUCUCCAUCCCGUUCAUGUUCCAUGCUGGGGAGUCACUCCUUGACGCCGGCGGAUCGAACAAUCCCGAUAAUAGCAAUCUGUAUGACUCGUUACUUUUGAAUGCCAAGAGAGUGGGGCAUGGAUAUGCAUUGUUAAAUCAUCCGGGACUGGUAGAGGAGUAUAAGAAGAGGAAAAUUUGCGUGGAACUGUGCCCCGUGAGCAAUGAGUUAUUGGGCUUGUGUGGGAACGUUCGAGAGCAUGGGUUUAGAGGAUUGCUGGGAGCCGGGUUGGAGUGCUGUUUGAAUGCCGAUAAUCCGAGUUCGAUGCGUGGGAGGUCAUUACAGACUUCGAGUCUUUCGCACGAGUUCUAUCAGGUGCUGGUGGGUGAUCUGAGAAUGGGAAUUCAUGGAUGGAAGCAGCUAGCGAUAUGGAGUCUUGAGCAUGCCCGUCUGGACGAGGCACAGCUGAAGCAGGCCAUGUCGAUUUUCCAAAGGGAUUGGGAGGCAUUCUGUGGGUGGGUGAUCGAGACGUACGCAGAGUACGCGAAAGGGCUGGCGGAGAUUGAUCUUGCCGAGCCGAAAGGCCAAUAG